This is a messenger RNA of Trichomonas vaginalis G3, 441 nucleotides long. RefSeq names its product keratin-associated protein family. The transcript has a single exon. The record is from RefSeq and is a predicted model, not a curated record. The annotation marks the transcript as partial. NCBI's taxonomy places the organism in Eukaryota, Parabasalia, Trichomonadida, Trichomonadidae.
AUGUUAGACAAUAAAGCCGACAAAAAUCAUACACAUAAAUCCUUCACUACUGUUAGAGCAGACGACAUAAUAUUGAACUAUGAUUUGGGUUCAAGUGCACCUUUAGAGAAUCCAAGCACUAGUGUAAAAGAUACUCUUAACAAUUUAGAUAAGAGUUGCAGGAAUAUCGAAGAUCAUGCCAGAAACUUUGAAGCAUAUGAACUACCAGCAAUGUUAGAUAAGAAAGCAGACAAAACAGAGCUUCAAACAUUAAAGACUGAAAUACUUCAAACAUUAUAUCCUAUAGGCUCUAUUUAUACGUCAAUGAACUCAACAAAUCCAGCAAGUGUUUUAGGUUUUGGUACAUGGCAGCAGAUUGUAGACAAAUUCUUAUACUGUGCUAACUCUUCAAAGCAAACAGGAGGUUCGAAGAAAAUUACUGAAGCAAACCUUCCACCGCAC